UCUCUCAUUCUCUCUUGUGAAUUUUCUCUCAGAUUCUGGGUGAGAUUCUCCAUUCAGAGCAUAUUGUGCACUAAGGACAGUAUUCUGAUACAAACGGAUCGGCUUUAGAGCUGAGUCGUUCUACUGAACCAUUUUUCCACCGAAACAGUUAUUCGCCGAUCUCGAAGGUGUAUAGUCGCACUUAGUAGUGGUCCUACUAAAACACCGUUGAUUGACUAAUGAGAUAGAUUUUUGGUGGUGUUAAAGGAGAGAAAAAAAAUGGUAGUAAAAGUACUAAAAUACCUUUAAUAUUAAAGAGUACCAAAUUUCAGUGUCUGUUUGCAAUUAAAACAAUUUAAUUGAACAAUUUUGUGUGGAGUUGAUGGAAUUUAUUUGUUCGAUAUUUUGAAAGUGAUGCAGACAGGAGUUAGAAAUAAUUGCAAUAGCACAAAUAAUUUCUCGUGGAAGUGGUAAAAAUUCCAUGAAUACAAAAAUAAAAACCCACAUAAAUCUGUUACAUUAAAUUCUUAAGCUACUAAUUGUGACAAUUAAAAUGCUCCCAAUAAAAUAAAUCUAAUACGUCUCGCAGUAAAUUUAAUGUGCUUUCAACUGUUGAAUUAACGAUAAAUUGCAGCAUCAUGGGACGAUAUUCAAUUGAUGUCGAUGUGCUGAAAUAUGGAAAUUGCUGAAUGGAAAAACCAAGAGGAAAUCCGUUAUUCAAGCCUCUGGAGAUUUUUCCAAUAAAGUAACUUAAUCUGAAGGAUAUUUGUAAUGAGAAAAACUUUCUUCGUUGCUCGAUAUUUAAAAAAAAUAUCGAAUAAUUAAAUGGUAUUUCCAAAUUCUCAGUCGUUGAAGGAAAUAUCCUUGUGCAAUAUACAAAGAGAAACAAUUUAAAAAGGAAAAAAAAAUCUCAUAAAAAAUCGCAAGAAAUUGAUAUCGAUAAAAAAGUAUCCUGUUUUAUUUUUUCGUGACAAAAUUUGGAACAAGUGAAAAGGAGCAGUUGAAAAGUGCUGAAUUUUCACAUAUUAUUGAAAUAUUUUUGUGCCCGAGGUGUUUCAGUGAACAAUUGGUUGAAAAUCACAAUUUUAGAUAAAAAAGUUUACAGUGGAAAUGGAACUUUACUCCGGUACAAUGGAAGGAAUAACACAGAUGGAACGUCAGGAAGAUCGAUCAUCGAGAAAUAGUAGUUCAAGUGAUUCCAGUGUAUUUUCAUCAUCUGUAAAAGGAUCAUCGAGUGAGAAGAGUCGUCUUUUGGACAUCACAAGAGAUAAACCAAUAAAGGUGGCUGUUAGGGUGGCGGUUCCUGUAAGGGAUCAUCCCAAGUUUAAUUUCGUGGGAAAACUACUUGGUCCCAAAGGAAACUCCAUGAAGCGUCUUCAAGAGGAUACAAUGUGUAAAAUGGCUGUUCUUGGUCGAGGAUCAAUGAAGGAUCGGAAAAAGGAGGAGGAAUUACGAUUGAGUGGAGAUCCAAGAUAUUCCCAUUUAUCUGAAGAUUUGCACGUUGAAAUAUCAACAUUUGCAGCACCGGCUGAAGCUCAUGCACGAAUAGCCUACGCCCUGGCUGAAGUGAGAAGAUUUCUUGUUCCGGAUUAUCACGAUGAUAUUCGACAGGAACAAAUGUGGGAAAUGCAGGCCUUAAGCUCAUCACAGAAUCAGAGUCAGGAAAUUAGUAAUGCUUCAACUCAUAGCAAUAGUACGGCGGAUUUACUUGCGGGAACUGCUAGUGAAUCAGAACUGAAUGGGACAAGUGAAUGUGCUUCCGGUGGCAAUGGUGUGCUAACGUCACUGGCCACAACAUCAGCUGCCAUUUCAGCACCACCAAAUAGUUCAAUUCUUAUGAUUAGUGGAUCUAAUGGUGAGCUUGAGGUGGCUAAUGCUCUUACACCGCAUCAACCCAAUCCAGCAGCCGUUACUGACCUCGUGGCGGCGGCAGCUGCAGCCGGCGGGACCGUCAUUCCAGCCACGGUAUCCACCCUAACUCCCAACAACUCCAUUCUCACAAUAGCCCCUGGAGAGACAAUUAUGGAUACCCAUCCAGCGCUUCGUGUCGUGAAGACUGUUAACAUAGGGAACUUGGCUCGAAAGAGGCCCCUCCUGGGUGUUCCACGGUCAAGUAUGAAUCCAACAAAGAGGACAGUGAUGACACUCCUGGCACGUGCCAAAAAUGCCCAAGCACUCCAUUCAGCCCGAGGUGGUGUUGCAUCAUCUUUGGGGGAGCCAGUACAGACGAUCACGUCUCCAUUAAUUCUGCAGCAACCGCUCGAUGUGCCUCUUGCAGCUGUACAAAAGGAGAACAUCUUGCAGGAUAUCUGCAAUUUGUCUAGAAAUUAAUUACUAUUUCGUAUGUGGAUGCAUUUGAAAAGAAAUUUUAUUAUAUAUCUCGAAGAGAUAGGAUGAUUUUAAACUGAAGAAGGUCGUAUAUUGGGAUAAUAGAAGCAUGAUAUAGCGGAAAAUGUAGAGGUUUAAAAUGGGAAUGGAACAAAGAGAUUGAAAAAAAGGGCGAAUUCAGUGGUUUCAACUUUCCACCUUCAUCUGCACUAUAUUGUGUGCACAUUUAACACUUCAAGUAUUGAACAAGAGGUGUAUAAUUGAGGGUUUAUUUACCAUUUAGAGUGGAGAAUGUUUGAGAGAAAAAUGGAGCAGACGCAGUAAAAAAGGGAAUUGAAUCACCUUCUCAUAUGGAUGUUCUAUUUAAUAACACUAUAAAUUUGAACAAAGGAUAAAAUUAUCAAACAGGAAGUGAACUACUCGUUAAAAGAUAUCUUCAGUUUGAUUAGAUUUCGCAGAUUUUUCGUUUAAAAAAACAUCACAAUAAAAUCUACACACAUUUAUUAGCAAAUACUUUCCUUCAUUUUAAUGACAUUACAUUUUCCAAUACUAUUUUCAAUAGAGAUACCACUUGUGGUUAUUUACACUUUUGGCCAUUUUAAAUCACUUAAUAGAGUCAAGGUCCCCCAUAUGGGCACUUUAAAACUAAUUAUAGAAGUUUUCGAAAAGAGUUUUAGAACAAAGAAUAAGGGGGAUUAAUACAAGGAAUACUGAAGAAAAUGAAGAAUAUUCCGUGAUCCUUUGUCAUUUAGACUUCCUUACUUCAGCUGUAUAAACAAGGAUAGAGGGACGUGGGGUACAUUUGAAAUGGGGUACCUUUGGAAUUAUAUUUUUUCUCCUAUUUUUUUUAAAUUGAAUUGGACUUUACCUGAUACAAUUUAGGUCUACAAGGCAAUUGUAAAGAUGACGGUCCUAUCACACUAGGAUUUUUACAAUUUAAUUUUGAAUCCAAUUGAGCCAAUUGAGCAUUAAAUUAUUUCUAGAAUUUACUUGAAAAUUCUUACAGCCAGGACACAUUUUGCAAGAAAUUUGCUCAAUUUUAAAUAGUGCCGCAGGAUUUUUGAUUGUGAAUGCCUUUCGGAAAAUGUGUGAUAGUACUUAAAAUGUUUUAUAAGUCACUUAUCUGUUAUGCAAAAGAAUCUCCAAAGCCAGAAGAAAGGGUUGUUGGCAAGGUGGUUCAUGAGGAGACUCUCAUGAAGUGAAUAAAUUUAAUAAAAACAAUUUUCUUCAAUAGACUACUUGUUUAACAAUAAUAAAAUUGAAAUGAAUGAGCAAUUUUAACAUUUUAAUUUGCUGAAUUCAAAUUUAAUUGAGCAACCACAUUUAUGCUGUUUUUAAACAUGUUUUUAUGGGCCAAGUAUUAGUUUAUAUCAAUAAAUAAGCGAAAUUUUAAUGCAAAAUAAUGCAUAGGUACAAUUCAUCUGAAAAUUAAAUUGAAUUUAAAAAUUGAAAAAAUCCUAGUGUGAUAGCACGGUAAAAUACAUUUUGAUAAACCUCGAUUUCUUAAAAAAAAUAGGAGAAAAAUCCCAAUUUCAAAGUAUCCAAAGUCAAAGGUGUCCCACUUUCCCCUAUUCUAAUUCGGAAUUGGCCUAUUAAUAAAAAAAAAAUAUCUUACCAGGCUUUAAACAUGGUAAUUAUUUGCCUAUUUUCCGGUGCAUGAAGUCUACUUAAACUUUAUAUCGGUAUUUAUUCCCAUUUACCGUAGCACAAAAAUAUCCAUCUUCGAAAGUUUCCUUGUCAUCUUCCUUUUCAUUUGAUCUUUAUCAAUUAUUAAUACUUAAUAUCCUUUUUGACUUCUAUUAUUGGAUAUUACAUAUUCUUCAAAACAAUUUCGAACCGUUUAACAGUAAAAAUAAAAAUAUGUGGGAUUUUCUAUUUUAGCCGAGACACACUUGGGAAUAUUAUGAUAGACAACUCAGAGAUUGUAUUCCAGACACAAACCGCAAGGGAGAUUUUGCGAGACUCGCCGAUUCAAAUAUUCUCGUUCAGAAAGAGACACUAAGGAAAAAUAAGUAGUUUUUUUUUGUAACGAGGUUUUGAAAGGGUUUAUAAAUGUUUCUGUACUUUAAUGUAGUUAUCAUCUUGGUUAUUGCAAAUAUUGAUUAGUGUUGAGAACAAGCAAAUUUGAACUCGUUAAAUAUUUUGAUAUUCUGAAAUGUAAACAAAAGAGCUUUUGUUGCAUACUAAUAUAAUUCUAUAUAAGAGGAAUUUAAAGGGGAUACAACAGUAUCUUUAGCAUUUGUAUCAAACUUGUGGGAAGUCAACCAAAAGGUCGUUUAAAGCCUCGUUAAGGCUGGAGAUAAUUUCAUUUCAUUUAAUUUCAUUUAUUUCAAGUACUGUUUUGAGCUAGAGCUCUUGAAAGCAAAAAUUAAAACAGAGAUAUAGGUGUACAAAGACUUCAAUGUUUGUGUGAUAGCGGCCACCGCCGUCUUAGCGUUGGUAACCAACCUCCAGAGUAAAACGGUGGAAAACUAAUUUAUUUAAUCACUUACUUUUUUAUAGAAUUUUUUUUCUACAGUAGACUUUCGCUAAUUCGGCUCUUUUAAGAUCGGGUUACUUUUUAAUUCGGGCAGCAGUUAAAUUCGAAAAAUGUUUGCUCAUAUUUUUCAAGUUUGAUUAUGAUUAUCAAAUGAAGCAAAUAUGCUCAAAUUUGCCAUAGUUUGUCUUAGUUAUGAUGUGUUUUUGCAUUAUUGAGGAGUUUUCAUGAAAUUUACCAUAAAUAUGAGUAUGUAAACUCAAUAUGUGUAUGCAGAUGAAUAAAAAAUCGUUGCAUUUCAAAAACUUUGUCGCCCGAAUUUUUUUCUAAUUCGGGUAACAUUUUUAUCCCAAAUGCCCGAAUUUGAAAGAGUCUACUGUACUUCUGAAAAUCAUACUUUGUAAAAUUUAUCCCUGACCGUUAUUCUAAAACUCCACAACUUUUUUACCGCCUUCGACAACACUGUCAGUUACAAGUUUUGUACUUGUUCUAUGGAAUAAAGAUUAUAAUCACUUUAUUUAAAGUGACUAUAGAAAGCGUCUAGAUCAAAUGGUUUUGUAAAGUAACCAAAUCUCCGCAAACGCCCAUUUUGAGGUAAAGUACUUAAAGUUUUAAGCUAAAUAGAGUAAGAUGGGGUAAUUCUGAAUAAUGUUUAUUUUGGAAUUUUGAGAUUUUCUCAGUGUUUCAGAUGGUCAAAGAGAAAAACAAAAUCAUGAAGAAGUACAAGACUAUACAUUCGAAAGUAAUUCUUUCUCAAUUUUUCACUUCAGAUUACCUAUGCAUCCAGGCCACAAUUGGGCCCCUUAUGCUUCCCUACUCCUAUUCUAUCUUAUCCCCCGAUACGGGUAGCCGCUCCAUAUCACAGCGCAGUGGGCAAUCAGUGCCGCUUCUAUAUCACAGCAUCCCUUCUCGGUGUGUGUUUGGAUCAGUGACAGUGAAUAUUUGUAUAGACUGAAGUACCACUUUCAUACCGAAACUCGUUUCGAAACUCAGAAUUGAAGGGCAAAUUGGUAAUAGUUCUGGAAAAUUCCAAUCAAAAAAUGUGAAUUUGGUAUUUGACACAAUAUAAAGCACAUUGAUAACGUUGGAAAUGCACGCAACUCUCCGUUAUUUGGAUGCUUUAAGGGCGAAAUUGACAGUUAAAAGUCUACCUAGGGUAAAUGUACUAAUUUUCGGCCAGCUUUCAAUUUCGACCACUUCUAUUUUUCCUCAAAUUUCGAGAUGAUGUGAAAAAGAAUUUGGAAGAAUUCCGGAAUGGAAAGAAACUAUAAAAGACAAAUUUAUGGUGGUGUGAUUUUUCUGAAGCUUUUUCAUAUGAAUUAAAAUGAUUGAGUAUAGAUAAACAAAAAGUCGUUGAAUUUCAAAUAGGUUGACACCCAAAUUUAUGUGUAAUUUGUGUGCGAUAUUUCGAUCUCAAAUGCUCGAAUUUGAGAGAGUUUACUUUAAAAAAAAAAUAGAAAA
Molecule: messenger RNA, 6244 nt
Organism: Phlebotomus papatasi
Lineage: Eukaryota; Metazoa; Arthropoda; Insecta; Diptera; Psychodidae
Product: KH domain-containing, RNA-binding, signal transduction-associated protein 2
Exons: 9
Coding region: 1090-2310 (406 amino acids)
Biological process (GO): regulation of alternative mRNA splicing, via spliceosome
Cellular component (GO): nucleus
Molecular function (GO): mRNA binding
Source: RefSeq, a predicted model, not a curated record